GGCAUCUAGAUGAUGAUGGGUUGCCACAUGGAUUCUGUACAGUCACCUAUUCAUCGACAGACAGAUUUGAGGGAAACUUUGUGCAUGGAGAAAAGAAUGGCCGGGGCAAGUUCUUCUUCUUUGAUGGAAGCACCUUGGAAGGGUACUAUGUUGAUGACGCCCUGCAAGGCCAGGGAAUCUACACUUAUGAGGAUGGAGUGGUCCUUCAUGGCACAUACGUGGAUGGAGAGCUGAAUGGGCCAGCCCAGGAGUAUGACAGCGAUGGGCGGCUGAUCUUCAAAGGGCAGUACAAAGACAACAUUCGACAUGGAGUUUGUUGGAUUUAUUACCCGGAUGGAGGCAGCCUUGUGGGAGAAGUGAAUGAAGAAGGGGAAAUGACUGGAGAGAAAAUAGCCUAUGUGUACCCUGAUGGAAAGACUGCAUAUUCUGGAAGGUUCAUAGAUGGAGAAAUGAUAGAAGCAAAACUGGCAACUCUGACAUCUGUCGAGGAUGGGAAGCCUCAGUUUGAAGUAGUCCCAGGCAGCCCAGCAUACAGUUUUGACAAAUCUACUUCAUCCUGCAUUUCUACAAAUGCACUUCUUCCUGAUCCUUAUGAGUCGGAGAGGGUGUAUGUUGAUGUCUCUCUCAUUUCCAGUGCUGGAGAAGGAUUAUUUUCGAAAAUCGCAGCAGAAGCCAGGACAGUUAUGUCCUUUUACAAUGGAGUGCGAAUUACACACCAGGAGGUAGACAGCAGAGACUGGGCCCUCAAUGGAAAUACAAUAUCCCUGGAUGAUGAAACAGUCAUAGACGUGCCAGAGCCCUACAACCACGCCGCCAAGUACUGUGCCUCGCUGGGGCAUAAGGCCAACCAUUCUUUCACUCCUAACUGCAUCUAUGACCCGUAA
Molecule: messenger RNA, 884 nt
Organism: Eurypyga helias (sunbittern)
Lineage: Eukaryota; Metazoa; Chordata; Aves; Eurypygiformes; Eurypygidae
Gene: SETD7
Product: SET domain containing (lysine methyltransferase) 7
Exons: 6
Biological process (GO): regulation of DNA-templated transcription
Cellular component (GO): chromosome
Molecular function (GO): histone H3K4 monomethyltransferase activity
Source: RefSeq, a predicted model, not a curated record